AUGACAUUUCAACAAACUCUAGCGUUCAUCACUUUUGUGACAAUGGCUUCAAUGUGCUGUGGACAUAUCGGCGGCGGGAUAUCUUUCCAGGACGUAAACCCUCAGGUCUACUGUGGCAGAUCCUUGGCAAGGGCUUUAGCUCUCCUCUGCUUCGAUGAGGGCGGUUACGAUAAACGAUCUGAAGCUUAUGAACCAAAAGGAACCAUGUAUGGGCAAUUUUUUUUACCAUACUUGAAAGAUCAAGAGGCUCAACUUGGAUUGCCCUGGAUGUCAUCCAAUAAGGCAAGAAGCAUGUCGCUCCCAUCUCGAGGCAAGCGUUACCCGGGCGUCGUCAAUGAAUGUUGUGACAAGCCUUGCAGCAUCAAUGAACUUCUCACCUAUUGCUAA
Parnassius mnemosyne (clouded apollo) is the source of this 387-nucleotide messenger RNA. The record is from the annotation of a GenBank genome assembly. Lineage: Eukaryota; Metazoa; Arthropoda; Insecta; Lepidoptera; Papilionidae.